Molecule: messenger RNA, 1176 nt
Organism: Aspergillus steynii IBT 23096
Lineage: Eukaryota; Fungi; Ascomycota; Eurotiomycetes; Eurotiales; Aspergillaceae
Product: TDT family transporter
Exons: 5
Coding region: 1-1176 (391 amino acids)
Biological process (GO): transmembrane transport; sulfite transmembrane transport
Cellular component (GO): plasma membrane
Molecular function (GO): sulfite transmembrane transporter activity
Source: RefSeq, a predicted model, not a curated record
AUGUUUCACCCGGACCAACCAUCCGAUGCACCUGCGCCCAGCAAGCAUGACGUGGGUUGGAGACGAGUCGUUCGCCAUUUCACGCCCUCGUGGUUCUCCGUCACAAUGGGGACGGGAAUCGUGUCGAUCCUGCUCAACACGCUCCCCUACAAUGGCGCCUGGCUGCAGUAUAUCUCCAUCGUGUUGUUCGUUCUCAACGUCGUCCUCUUCGCCAUUGGCACCGUCAUCUCCCUCCUGCGGUAUACGCUGUACCCGGAGAUCUUCAUGCUCAUGAUCACCCAUCCCGUGCAGUCCAUGUUCCUGGGAACGAUUCCGAUGGGCUUCGCCACCAUCAUCAACAUGUUCUGCUACGUCUGCGUUCCCGCCUGGGGAGAAUGGGCUCGGAACUUUGCCUGGGGGCUGUGGAUAUUCGACGCCGUUUUGUCCGUUGUGAUUGCCCUCUCUUUACCUUUUCUUCUCAUGGCUCAUGGCAGCGACAUGCAACUGUCCUCCAUGACCGCCGUCUGGCUGCUCCCCAUCGUCACCUGCAUCGUGGCCGGGUCGUCCGGCGGCAUCGUGGCGGGCGUGCUGCCGAAUCCGCAACACGCGCUCUGGACCAUCGUCUGUUCGUACAUGCUCUGGGGCAUCGGGGUGCCGUUGGCGAUGAUGGUAUUGGUGAUCUAUCUGCAGCGACUGACGCUGCACAAGAUCCCUCCCAAGGGGGUGAUCGUGAGCGUCUUCCUGCCGCUCGGCCCACUGGGACAAGGAGGAUACGGGGCACUUAAACUCGGAGAAGUCGCACACAAGAUCUUCCCGCAAACCGGGACCCUGGAAGCCUCGUCCGGGGAGACGUUGCAUAGCGUCGGGUUCCUGGUCGCGCUGAUCAUUUGGUCGUUCGGCCUGGUGUGGCUGUUUUUCGCGCUCGCCUCGAUUGCUCGAUGCAAGAGUUUCCCCUUCAACAUCGGCUGGUGGGGGUUCACCUUCCCUCUGGGGGUGUUUGCGGUCUGUACCUGUGAGAUGGGAGCGGCGCUGCCGUCGAGUUUCUUUCGGAUCUUGGGCACGGUUCUUUCGCUGUGUGUGCUCGUUCUGUGGGUCGUAGUGGGAUUAUUCACGUUAAAAGGAGUCUGGUCCGGUCGCUUGUUUUUCGCUCCGUGUCUGCCGCUGGACAGAGAGGAGGGCGAGCGCUGUAAGGCGUGA